GAUUCCUUUUGAAGCUUUUAACUACUACUCUAUUCAUUUCUCUCCUGACUCUUCCACUUCUCAAUCGUCUCUCUCUCUAUAUACACAUCCGAUUGAGAAAUCUAAGCAGGUGGAUCUAUUGAUUGAACUAAUCUGAGGCUGAUAAGUGUUUGAAUUUUGAAUCAAUCGGCUUCGGAAGCAACAUUGCUCGGUAAGCAUUUCGAUUCUUAUCGUCUAUGUCUUCUUUACUAAUCUCGAAUCCAGUAACCGACCUCCAAGUUACGAGACGGAAGAAGAGGAAGAAGAUCACACAUACACAUGAUCAAGUUCAGAAUCCAUCUCAAAACUCAAUUCAAUGGAAAUCCGAACUGCAGCAACAAGUUUACUCCUCAAAACUCUUACAAGCUCUCCGCCAUGUCCGGUUAAGUUCUUCUCCUUCACCAACGUGCCGUGGACGUGCAGUGCGGGAAGCUGCGGACAGAGUAUUAGCAGCCACAGCUAAAGGAAGGACGAGAUGGAGUUGCGCGAUUCUUACUAGACGGAUGAAGAUAAAAUUCUCGAAGAACAGAAGACUGAGGACGACGAAGACGACGGUUACGGCUGGUAACAGAUUGAGUAUUUUGCGACGUAAGUCAAAGAACUUGCAGGCGGCAGUACAGAGGAAAGUUAGGUUCCUUGGCCGUUUGAUUCCUGGUUGUAGGAAGGAAUCGCAUCCGGUUAUUCUAGAAGAAGCAAGUGAUUACAUAUUGGCAUUGCAGAUGCAAAUCAGAGCUAUGAGUUCCCUUGCGGAUAUGCUCUCGAGCUCGAUUUCAGAUGCAUUGCCUUCUACUCAAUCUCCUCCUCCUCCUCCGAUCUGAUCUGAUUUCUGGUUUGGAAUUUCGAUUUCGAUUUCCAUCUAUCUAUCUAUAUGCUGCUAGGAAGAUGACUGUAGUACAUUUAGCCGCCUAUAAUGAAGAAAUAAAAACAAUGAAUCGAUCCUACUUUUCUUCUUCUUCUUCUUCUUCUCAUAAUAAUUCUUUAAUUGGAUAGUAGAUCUGAAGGUAAAAAGAUAUAUACAUUGAUUGAAAUCAUCAUAUUGAAUGGUUGUUUGUUUAUGAUUGUUUAGUUUGAUUGAUAUUUCUUAGCAGGUGUGGUGUGUUUUAACUGUAUUGAUAUUUUCUUUUACUGAGUGUGGAUGGGAACAAAGGAAAGGAAGAAGACAACAAACAAAUAAUAAUGGAGGAGAAGGACACUUGACAACACUUCUUCUUCUUCUACUACUUCUAGUACAGAGACGACAGAGAAGAUAGCAGAAAUGGUUGUGGCUAGGCUAAGGCUAAAGCUAAAGCAGCCUAGAUAGAGGUUAGAUCUUAUUCCCUGUCUAAAUAGGGUAAAUAUAGUAACUAGUAUUAUUAUUAUUUGUUUAUGAAAUUCUGUCAUAUACCAUGUGGAUCUGGUGGUUGUCCCCACCAUAACCCUAACUCCUAAGCUUCUCUUUUGAUCUCUAUCUCUUUAACAUGCAUCUUGACAAAA
Molecule: messenger RNA, 1491 nt
Organism: Impatiens glandulifera
Lineage: Eukaryota; Viridiplantae; Streptophyta; Magnoliopsida; Ericales; Balsaminaceae
Product: transcription factor bHLH148-like
Exons: 1
Coding region: 216-836 (206 amino acids)
Biological process (GO): regulation of DNA-templated transcription
Molecular function (GO): protein dimerization activity
Source: RefSeq, a predicted model, not a curated record